CAUUAACACAAUCCCAUCCCCCCUCGGCAGGAGAUGGAUGUCCUCCCCUUAGAUUUCCCUCAUGCAGUCCCCGGAAUAUCUUGGUCUGGUGCCUCCUCUUUGUGACGCUGCUCUGACUCCUCCCGCCAUAAUCAUAUUAUUAUUGUUGUCACUACCUGCGGUUUGUUAGUACGGGGCGGACCACACAGAGGACUGCAGCUGUGGACGGAGGAGUGAUCUGGCUGCACGCUACAGGCUUCUAUUACAUUGGGCUUCAUUCACACGAUCCGGAUCCCACAGAAACGGUAGACUUUUCUUCUUGCUGCAACCAUGGAAAUGAAAGACCCAAAUUCCGACAUUGGUCACCCUCCUGCCAUGAACCCAGGUCCAGGCUAUCAAGCUCAAGGUUAUGCACCAGUGAAUUAUCCUACUCCUGGUUACCCACCUCAAGCCAUGCCUCCUCAGCCAGGUCCUUAUGGAUAUGCACAGCCCCCACCAGGAGUAUACCAAGGUCCACCACCAGGCCAGCCUAACUAUGGCCCAUAUGCAGGAGGCCCAUAUGCAGGAGGCCCUCCUGUUCAAAACCAGCCAAUGGGUCCAGGUGGCCCAGCAUCUGCAUGGAUGCCAGCACCUCCAUCAGAUCCCAACUGUCCACCUGGAUUAGAAUAUCUAUCUCAGAUAGACCAACUUCUUGUUCAUCAACAAGUAGAGCUACUGGAAGCUUUCACUGGCUUUGAAACAAAUAACAAAUAUGAAAUAAAGAAUAGCAUGGGCCAGAGAGUCUACUUUGCUGCAGAAGAGAACGAUUGCUGUACUCGGAACUGUUGUGGAUCUGCUCGGUCAUUUUCUAUGGCGAUUGUUGACAACAGCGGUCGGGAAGUAAUUCGGAUCUUGCGGCCUUACAGAUGCUCCUCAUGUUGUUUCCCUUGCUGUCUGCAGAAAAUGGAAGUGCAGGCUCCUCCUGGAAACGUAGUUGGCUACAUAAAACAGAACUGGCACCCAUGUCUACCCAAAUUUACUAUACAGAAUGAAAGUGAAGAAAAUAUCUUAAAAUUGCAUGGACCCUGCAUCCCAUGUAGCUGCUGUUCAGAUGUGAAUUUUGAGCUGAAGUCACUUGAUGAGAGCUCUGUAGUUGGAAGAAUUUCCAAACAAUGGUCUGGAGUUGCAAAGGAGUAUUUUACAGAUGCUGACAACUUUGGCGUUCAGUUCCCCAUGGAUCUUGAUGUUAAGAUGAAAGCCGUUGUUCUUGGUGCCUGUUUCCUUAUUGAUUUCAUGUUUUUUGAACACUCGGGAGAUAAAAAUUAGAAUGUAAAGCUGGAUAUGAAAGAAGACAAGAAAUGAAGAACUGUUCUAGUUUAUUUGUAUAUUUUUAAAUUUUUCAUACCUUUUUUUAUUUUUGUGUAUUGUAAUUUUGUUUAGAUUUCUAUUUUGCACUGAGGUUCUAGAAAGUGAUUAGCCAAGGUGCUUUUUCUUAUCUGUCAUCUAAAAGUCGAAAUGUGUAGAAUGCAAUGUCUGUACAGUAGUUUUAUUUUCUGCUGUCCACCAUUAAGGCUAGGUUGCCGUCUUAUUCUGGGUCUGUUUGGGCUUUUUUUUCUUCCCGCUGCUGAGCGGCCUCAAAAAUGGGUCAGAGCACAGCUGAUACUACCGGGUCCUGAUGGAUCCCAUUGACUUGAUGAGUAUCCUUCAGGGACCCAGUAGCUUACCGGCAU
This is a messenger RNA of Hyla sarda, 1688 nucleotides long. Its product is annotated as phospholipid scramblase 2-like. The record is from RefSeq and is a predicted model, not a curated record. Gene Ontology annotation, biological process: plasma membrane phospholipid scrambling. Gene Ontology annotation, cellular component: plasma membrane. The transcript has 9 exons. NCBI's taxonomy places the organism in Eukaryota, Metazoa, Chordata, Amphibia, Anura, Hylidae. Bases 310 to 1284 code for a protein of 324 amino acids. Gene Ontology annotation, molecular function: phospholipid scramblase activity.